AUCAUCCCUUUGUUUACACUUCCCGCUAGCUUGCAGCCCUCGACUCCCCCAACCUAACAUUACUGCUGUUCAUCAGAGUGGGUCUUUAGGGUUCCUCACACACAUUAAAGACGAUUUGGAAUCUCACUUUACUGCUGGUGAAUUAACACAUAAUUCCACUUCCUGUAGGCUUGCUUGACUUUUAACAGUCCAAGUGCCUGAAAACCAGCGCUGUUGUUGUUUUAAAACUUGUCAAAUUCUUUUGCGGUUCAGCAAACAGGAAGUACAGUACAGACCAAAAAUUUAGGACACACCGUCCCCAUUCAUUUGAAUGAGAAGGUGUGUCCAAACUUUUGGUCUAUACUGAAUGUUUGCAGAAAGAAAAGUGAGGCCUUGGCAAAGCUGUAAGUUGUGUGGUGGAAAUAACAGCCAUAAAUGGUGGUCUUCUCCAAAACCCAGACCUCACAUUGUCCAGUCUCACACAUCAGCAGUUGGACUUGUUUUUCUGCGGACUGCUUUUGUUUACUGUGUCAAGGUCGCAUUGAAACUAUGCCACACACUUUUGCAGGAUAUGAAGUAUCACCGUGUUUUUAUGCGGAUUGGGAGGAGGCUGUGAAUGAAAGGGACCAGAUUGAGUCUAGGAAUCAAAAUGAAAACAGAACCGUCUGUUUUGGAUUUGUAAGGCUGGAUUAAAUAGGAGGUUGUGUGUGUGUGUGUUGGUGUGUGAUAUCCUCACACUUGUUUCUAUCUGGGAGAUUGGCUCAUAAAGAGUGAUGGUCACGGCUCGCAGAGGUCAGUGUGACUCGCCGUCACUCUCGCUGUCCGAUGUGGAGGGAAAGCGGGCGCGGACAGCAGAUUUAUUUGUUUGCCUUCUACUCUUGACUUGAAGAGGAGUGUGAAGACUGUUACAAAAAAAGACAAUCUUCCUCCAUGAUGACUUUCCUGCAGAAGAUGCGUUCUCCUUCCCUUUCCUUCUUCCAGACGGUUUUGUCUCUCCUCCUGAGCACCUUGGCUCUUGUGUCCUCCUUCUGGUGCUCGGGUAAACAGAAGGUGCCAAAGCCGCUCUGCUCGGCCACCAAGCACACCAACUGCAUCCCCGUCCCCGGCCUGAACAACUACUCCAACGUCCAGUUCUUCUGGGAGACCGGGGACGACCGCUUCGUCUUCCCCACCUUCCACACGGGGCUGUUUUUCAUCUGUGAGGAGAACAUCUAUGCAGACGGAGGAGAGGAGAAGUGUCGGGAGUUUUAUACGUUGCCUCCAGGAUCAGAAAAAGCAAUCAUGUGGCUGUCGCUGUCGCUGGAGCUUAUGUACAUCGGCCUGCUGGUCAUCAGCUGCAUGCUGCUGUCUGUGCAGCUGUGCAUCAAGGCCUGGUUCCCGUCCACGCUGCGCUGGGGCCAGCUGCUCAACGCGUUUGCCGCCAUCUUCACAGUCCUGGGAGGUUUGCUUGGAAUGGUGGGUCACAUGAUGUACAUGCAGGUGUUUCAGACCACCGUCACAAUGGGGCCGGAAAACUUCAAACCUCAUAGCUAUGGCUAUUCCUGGGCUUUCUAUGUGGCCUGGGUUGCCUUCACUGUCUGCAUGUCGGCCGGAGUCUCCACCCUCAACAACUACACUAAGAAGGUCCUGAUGGUGGGUCCCAGGCGGAGCUCCAGCCUCAACCCCUGCAGCUUCAACUUUGUGGGAAUCCUGCCCCCCUACUACACCCCUCCAAACCCAGCCCUCGCCCCAACCCUGUCUGCCCCUCUGAUCUCCCACCUGUCUCCUUAUUAUGAGCCACCAUCGGAGGGGUCCCCGCCCUCCCCUCGAAGGCUAAUGCACUCCAAGUCCUUCCCUCCUCCUCCAACCCACCAAGCACCCCCAUCUCCAUUCCACCGCAUGUCCCUGCACUCCCCGUCUCUUCUGCACGCACCCCCCCGUUCUAUGCACCUGACUCUGCCCGGACAGAACCACCCCAAUCAGGGCGAGGAAUACAGCCCACUCUGAUCUCCGGAUUCGGUCCGAAAACCUCUCUGAUCCAAACUUUCAAAGGCUCCUUUAAGAUCCGUGUUCAUUCUUAUAUCGUAGAGCUGCUCAGAAAUAACUGGAUGCAAAUGUUAUUAUUGGCAAAAAGGAAACAGCAUCAUGGGAAACAUAAUUCAUAUUUACACAGUACAGUCAUGCUUGAAGAUUCCUGCCAGUUGCCUUUCUGUCACACUCUGCAGUCAAACGAUGUGAGUGAUUGAAGGGCUGUUACGCUUCAAACGCCUCAUCAGUUUGUCACAAUGAGGAGCCAUUCUGGCCUCAGAGCCUGGACUGUGUCACGUUUGUGUGUGCUUUACUCAGAGAUUUUCUUGUGUUGUUUUUAAUUCUCUUUUUUUUUGCAUCUUUACAAAUAUAUUAUAUUGUGUGGUAGCACGGCCCUACCUCACCUGUGGGGGAGACACCUACAAACCACCCUACAGCCACUACGCAUGUUACAGAAAUGAGCCAUAAGACUAAUUCUAAAUACACUUCUGCAGAACAUACACAACCUGUUUCAGUUGUGUAAUAAUGUAGGAAUGCUUAGUUUUCAACACUUAAGCCGGCUCUUUGCUUUGCUCAGAUUGAUUUGCUUAUGUCAUAUACAGUUAGCUAUCACUAAGGUCUAAACCUCCUCUUCACCCAUGCAUAGACUAAAUAACCCUUGUGCUAUCCUAGGCACUUUACCGUUGGGAGUUGGGUCAUCUGGACCCAGUAGA
Molecule: messenger RNA, 2699 nt
Organism: Oryzias latipes (Japanese medaka)
Lineage: Eukaryota; Metazoa; Chordata; Actinopteri; Beloniformes; Adrianichthyidae
Gene: gsg1
Product: germ cell associated 1
Cellular component (GO): plasma membrane
Source: RefSeq, a predicted model, not a curated record